UGCCUCCAAGUCUAUGCAAGAGUUUGCCCUCACACUCCAUGGAAUGAUGAUAAAAACAAUCUCACCUUCGUUCUAUGUUUUUCAAUGGGCCAAUAACUAGCGACCCGCGAGAUGAUCCAAAUCGUAACAAAUCAAACAUUGAGAGGGAUUCGGUGCGCGACGGAUGGCGCGGAAGGGACGGUGUCAGCUCGGUGCUCUAUGCGCAUGCGUACCGUCCUCUCAUCCGUUUCGUGUCGCGAACCGAGGCAUUCCCGUGAAGACGAUCCGAGAGCGGGCACUUUGUAGCUAUCCGUGAGUCCUCGUCCGAUAAUGUAUAAAUAUUGAGCCAGUCUCUGCGCAACUUAUCCCUCAUUUGAACUCGCACUUCACACACACCCGUUUUAUUUCUCAUUUUUAUUACUGCACCUCAUUGUUGCUUUGAUAGCAUCAUGUCUGGUACCUUUGCUGCCGAUAUCCCCGACUUCACCAACCAGGUCAUCGACAAUGGGCGUCUUCGCCUUGUCGAGGCCAUUGGUGAAGGCGCUAUGGGGGUUGUGUACCGUGCGGUUGAUGAGUCUUCUGCCGGCUCUUCUUCAUCUGGUAUGAAGGAGUAUGCUGUCAAGGUUCUUGUCAAGGCGGAUGCCUACACUGUUCAGGGGCAAUGCCAAUCCAGGGAGAUUGUAAUGCAUCAAAUUGCAUCCGAGCAUCCUAGUGUCCUCACUCUUCAUAAAGUCAUUGAGGAGGAUCGUUUCAUCUUCCUCAUCGUUGACUAUUGCCCUGGUGGCGAUUUAUUCAACGUCAUCGUCGAACGUCGCUCAUUCUGUCACAAUGACUACCUCGUGAAGAAGGUCUUCAUCCAAAUUUUGGAUGCAGUCCAAUCUAUUCACGAGAAGGGGAUCUAUCAUCGUGAUCUUAAACCCGACAACAUUUUUGUCAACGCCGAUGGAACUGAGGUUUUCCUCGGUGACUUCGGCCUUGCCACUGAUGUUGAUGAAUGUGUGCAAUUCGGCUGUGGUAGCUCGUAUUAUAUGAGCCCAGAAUGUAUCGGCGAGGAGUAUAGCUUUAUCCCUUACUCUCCCGAGAAAAACGAUAUCUGGGCUCUUGGUAUCAUCCUCACCAACAUGAUCGCGGGGCGUAACCCUUGGACGUUCGCUACCAGCAGUGAUGGCAAUUUCCUUCGUCAUCUUGCUGAGUCGGACUUCCUUUCGAAGAUGCUACCUAUAUCCAAGCAAGCCGAGGCUUUGCUUUGUCGCGCCUUCACAUUCAACCCCUACUCUCGUAUCUCCCUAAAGGAGUUUCGGGAAGAGGUUAUGGCGAUCGACACCUUCUUCCUCACGGAGAAGGAGCUUGUCUUUGCUUCGAAACACGCCAGGGAAGUUGCUGCAUCUUAUGCAGCCCCUGUGCCUGCAUAUACUCCUCUGGAUAAGCCCCCCGCGAGGGAGAGUGUUGUCAUUGAACACGCUAUUCCACCCAUGGUGUCUGACGAAGAUUACUUCUUCGAUCGUCCCCGCCCAGAUCGCAUCAGUCUGGUCCCCAUACCCCGCCUUCUUUUAACUUCUGAGUCGGUCUUCACGAUCGGCUCGGCGUCCACCGACACAGAUGAGGAUAUCUCAUCCUUGUCCUCGUCGAGUACUCUUGAGAGUAAUAGUCCUCUCACCCCCGAAACGAAUCCUGCUGAUGGAAAAGGACUGGUGUCUGAUCUCUCCUUGGAGGCAGAUAUCGGUGAGGCUGUUUGCCCAGUGACCCUGAAGAAGGCUCCUUCUGUAGAUAAUAUCACAGAGGAGUCGAUUCAGAUUGUUACUGCCUAGUCUGCAGGACUUGUGUUCGUUUAUACUAUUUGAGGCUGCUGGCAGCGUAGAAUAGAUCCAAAUGAUA
Messenger RNA from Somion occarium, 1854 nucleotides. The record is from the annotation of a GenBank genome assembly. Lineage: Eukaryota; Fungi; Basidiomycota; Agaricomycetes; Polyporales; Cerrenaceae.